UUAUUCCCUAUAACAUAGCACACUGAGCCCUGCUUUCGCCAUGCCCAUGGAAGGCAUGGACCCAUUUGUUGUGCAAAAGGUGAUUGUGGUGUUGAUGGGUAGCCGAUUCGCAGAGAUGUUCAAACGACGCCCUUUCAAAACGGCAUUUUGUCUGUACUGGCUACCAGCCCGGAAAUUGCAGCAGCACAAUUUCAAUUUCCGCUUGAAAUUGCUGAAAUCCUACGGGUACACACCAUCACAAUUGCUUGACACUGGCCUCACAGCAACAAAAUUGAAGAAUUCGAAAGUGUUUCAAGUUCCUGACUUCAGGAACGAUGGAGUACCUUUAAAGGAUUUUCAAAGUGCAUUUUCCAUUUCACAGCUUCUAUAUCACGGGUGCAGGAUUCGUGACUUGCUUGCUUUCCCAUCUCGAUUGGAUCAUUUGAUCGAAGAGGGAGGUAAGAGGCUGAGCCAAGAUCUCCCCCAAGAGGAGAGGGAAGAGUGGACAAAGGUUUUCAUCGACUUCAAGAAAAGCACAGACCUGGGAAAAUUGUGUGCACAUUGUCCAGUUGAGAGUUGGAAUGACAUCUUUUCAAUCUCUGAGCUGCUGCAAGCUGGCAAAACGCUGGAUGCAUUCUGGCAUGUCUAUCCGUUUGAAUGUGCGGAGGCUUGGGGAUUUUCAGUCCAGGAUGCAGUAGCCACAGCUGCAAAAUGCCUGUGUGUAUACAGGAAACUCAAAGAAGCAGGCAAAUCUGCCCAAGAAGUCCUCGAUGCCAUCAACAAUUUGGAAAAAGAAGAGUUUCGCGAGGUAGAAAGUGAAGCUUUCUUCCUUGAUAGUGCAUACACUUUAUCCGAGAAAUUGCAUGCUGGGAUGGCUAUCCAAGUGCUGGAAAAUGGGCCAGAUGCGGAGCAAUUCAAAGAAGCUGGAUGCACUGGUUGCCAGCUGAGGGAAGCUGGAUUUGAUGCCGAAUCCAUGGCCAGGGCGGGGUACAGUUGUGACGAGCUUCGCAAUGCUGGUUUCACUCUUCUUGAAGUCAAAGAUGCUGUAAGCACCAAAGCCAUGGCAGAAGCUGGCUUCACUGCCCAAGAAUUCAAGGAACAUGGCAUUACAGUCAAGUUGCUUCAGGAAGAUGGUUGUACAGCCGCGCAGUUGAGAAUCAUUGGUUUCGUUGCAUCGGAGCUUAUUGGUGAAUACACUGAUUUGCAGCUUGCCAGUGCGGGUUUUGCCGCCUUGGAGCUUCAAAAGCUUGGCUGCGAAGCAUCAUCUUUGAAAUCCAAUUACAGUGCAGAGGAGAUCAUCGAUGCUGGCUUCAGCCCGGAGAGUUUGAAAGCAGCUGGCAUCACAAGUGCCCGGUUGCAGGCUUAUUUUGAUGUCAAGAGGUUGAAACGAGCCAAUUUCACCGCCAAGGAGCUCAAAGAGUCUCAUUUCAAGCGCCAGCAAUUGGAAGAACACUACAAUACCAAGCAGCUAAAAGAAGCUGGCUUCUAUGUCGCACCUAAGAACUGGAGGGAGUCUCAUGGACUUCUUGCUCAUCCAAACACGAGACUGGACAUGGCUUUUGCUGGUGGCGCGAAAAAGAGCUUCAAGUCAAGAACAUGAAGAUGCAGCUUGAAACCACCACAGCUGCGCAGUGUCCUCUCUUGACUGUCGUUUGGGCAUUCCCCUAAGCCCUAAGCGUUGGCAAUCUUUGUUGCAUCUCACCCAGCUGAUCACUUGGUGAAGCUGGUGCGCAAUGGCGCGCAUUUCAAUUUUCGCUAUAACCUGAGCGCCUGGCGCUUUGUGGCUGAUUUGAAUCCCAAUAAUCUACAAGCCUUUCUAUGAACAGAUUACAAUGAGAUUAUAGCAAUGUCCUUAGGUCCUAAGCAAAGAUGACAGUUUGUCCGCAGAUUCCACAGAUGGGUCGGUUUGUCUCCUUGAAAGGAGAGUAAGCUCAACUCGGAAGUUUAGGUGCAGAAGUCCUUGGGUUUCUUCCGUUGGAGCGGGGCCACGCUGCUGACGGCAAGGAAAAGCUGAACGCCCUCGAGUGUCAACUCCCAGAUUCGACAGCGAAGGAAGAAAUCUGAGCUUUGUUGGGAGACUUGGUGGCUCAGUUGGGCGGUCAUUUCUUUGUGUGCUGCUUCCUGUAGUUGGAAAAAACAUUGGUAAAAAAAACCAGCCCUUUGUCUCAAACACCAGACCUGUGCUGCUUGUCUCAUGCAGGUACAGGUCCAGAGCUGAAGGACAAGAACUACAGGUGCUGCUUGUCGCUUGCAGAGAAUUUUCGGCGGGCGGCGGCAUCCUCUUAAGUGCUCGCUGAGAAG
Messenger RNA from Cladocopium goreaui, 2280 nucleotides. NCBI's taxonomy places the organism in Eukaryota, Dinophyceae, Suessiales, Symbiodiniaceae. The record is from the annotation of a GenBank genome assembly.